AUGGGUUGGGACGACACUCUUGGCGCCGUCGCCAGCAUUGGCAGUCUCUUACAGAUGACGUGCGAGAUCACAAAACUGAGUUACAGCUAUCUUUCUAGCGUGAGAAACGCGGAUCGUACUCGGAGGGAGUAUCUAAGAGAGGUUAACGCUCUUGUUGUGGUGCUUCUACAUCUCAAGCAAGCCCUUGGUGCAGAGAAUGCUACCAUUCUUUCUGGCGACGGUUCCGAGGCUCAAUUGCGAGGUUUAGUGUCGACUUGCGAGAAUGAGUUGAGGACUAUUCAAGCAACACUGGGAGUGGCGGCACUGGGUGUUUCAAGACUACUUUGGCCAGUCAAGGAGAAUGACCUGAGAGCACAGAUCGACACCUUCCAGCGAAAUCGAGCCAUGUUCGAUAGUUUCGCCUCAUCCAGCAUUCUCGCCACCACCAAAGCGACUUUGAAGAAGGUCGAUCCCUUGGCGCUGUCGCACGAGCGCAGUCAGCUUUUAGCAGCUCUUCCUAAGCCUACCAUCUCGAAGAGAACAGAAACUUGUCCUGGAACCGGCCGAUGA
Messenger RNA from Colletotrichum siamense, 549 nucleotides. RefSeq lists its product as uncharacterized. The record is from RefSeq and is a predicted model, not a curated record. The transcript has a single exon. NCBI's taxonomy places the organism in Eukaryota, Fungi, Ascomycota, Sordariomycetes, Glomerellales, Glomerellaceae. Bases 1 to 549 code for a protein of 182 amino acids.